This is a messenger RNA of Didymodactylos carnosus, 3417 nucleotides long. Lineage: Eukaryota; Metazoa; Rotifera; Eurotatoria; Philodinida; Philodinidae. The record is from the annotation of a GenBank genome assembly.
AUGAGUAUUAUAGAUUCGUAUAAUGAUUGUAAUAACACGGCUAAUAUUUACGAUUUUGACGAUGUUAUUAUAAACAGACCUGACCAAUUGAAAAUUGUUGAACAACAAUAUGAUUUAGAACCAUUAUUAUUAUUUUCAUGUCAGAAUAUGUUAAAAACAAUUCGUUGUAUUGAUCCAAAAUCACGUUUAAAUGAAUCUGGUUAUAGUUCGAAAACAGAAUGUAGUAGUCCAGAAAAUAAAACAAAUAGACAAAAUGAUUUAAAUAGAAUGAAAAAUAAUACAAAAAUGGAUCAUUUAAAAGAAAAAAAACCACCGAUACACAAAACCACCUUAUCAUUAUUUGAAAAUUUGAUAUUAGAGGAACAAAGUCUACAACAACAGCAAGAUCAACAACGAAUAUUACCUAAACUAUCGUCCAAUGAUGGACGAAAAAAUGAUAUUGAUAAAUAUACUAGUAAAGAAGUUCAACGGUUGUCACCAAUUAAUGAUGAAUCAUCUAAUUUAGCUACUAACUAUUCAUCGAAUAAUAAAGAUUUAAUAACUCAUCAAUGUUUUCCAACACUAAUUCCGUCCAAUAAUGACAAUUCGUCUUCUUCAUUACUCACUCAUAACUCUAAAGUAUUAUCACCCAAAACCGUACGACGCCAUUGUCAUGUGUAUGAUGAAUGGACACGUUUAAGUUUUUAUGAUAAUGUCGAAACAGUACCACAGCUAAUAACGUCAUUGCCAAAUAACGAACCUUUGAUUAUUGAAGUAGAUCAGAUAACGACCACCAAUACAUCUACUUCAUCUCCAACUUCGUCACAUGAUGAUAAACGUGUCACAUUUAAACGUCGAGAUGAUAAACAAACAGUAAUCGAACAACAUAAUUCACCAUCGAAUAAGUUAUGUGAUGUACGUCGUACACAAUACGAUAGAAACGACUCAGGACUAGGAACGAGUAGUGUCGAAAGACAAAUUGAUACUGAGAAUAAAAUUUUAUCUGAUGUUGAACAAUCAUCUCAUCGACAGCAGCAACGAUCAUCAUCCACUGCAUCUUCACUAUCCGCUUCUUCCUCAUCUAUUUCUUCAAAAACCAGUAAUACUAACAAUGUAACAACUACAUCGUCAUCUUCAUCCAAUCGUUUACCGACAAGUAGACGUUUCAGAGUGAAAUGGCAUUCAUUUACGAAAUCACAUCGACCGAGUUUUAAUUCUUCUAAAUAUCAUGUAUCUUCAAUGUCUGUUGGACAAUUAUUCGCAUUACGUCGUGCAGCAUCAAUACGAAUACAAGAAUUACUUGACCGAAGACACAUUUCAACAUCAAAUAAUACUUUAGAUUCUUUGACGGUGAAUGUUAAUUACACCAGCAACAAUAAUAUACCAGUAGUUGCAUCACCACGUACUAUCACGCCAUUUUGGAGUCACGUACCGAAACUCAUCAUACGAAGGCACAGAAAGGAGAAUCAUCACAAUACUAAGGAAAUCAAAAAAUCUGUAUUUGGUGUAUCACUCAUGUCAAUGACACAAAAAACUGGUCAUCCUGUACCAACCACAAUAUUAUCGGCAAUGAAAUAUCUUCGUCGUACAUCAAUUGAUUCUGUUGGAAUAUUUCGAAAACCUGGUGUGUCAAAUAGGAUAAAACGUUUACACGAGUUAAUUGAAUCAGAUUUAGAAUUCCAUAAUUUUGAUGAUUAUUCACCAUAUGAUGUUGCUGAUGUCAUUAAACAAUAUUUUCGGUGUUUACCAGAAAAUUUAUUUACAACAAAAUUAUCGUCUGUCUUUUUAAAUAUAAGUGAACAUUUUUCAUCACCAUUACCAAUCGAAUCAACAACAAUUAAAAUUAAUAAUGAAAAACGUUUACGAACAUUGCAGUACGCCAUAUUAUUGCUACCAGAUGAACAUCGACUUGUUUUGCAUUUACUUUUGUCUUUCUUAAAUGAUGUAUCAAAACAUUCAAAAACAAAUCAAAUGAGUGCAAUAAAUUUAGCUACAUGUUUUGCUCCAACAUUAUUUUCAUUUCGUCAGUAUAAUCAAACUGAUAUAAUGUCUCCUCGAGCAAUAAGAAAACUAAAUAAUAAUACGUCAUCAGUAAUUCACAAUGGUCUGUCCAUAGCAGCUACGCCUAUUCUUGGUAUGCCCGACUAUCGAGAAAUACAUGAACAACGUAAAGCAAUGGAAAUUCUAUCUUGUAUGAUUGAAAAUGUUCGACUAUUAUUCCUUGUACCAGACGAACUACAUAAGAGCUGUCAAUUUUCUUACAUAGAAAUCGGCGAACCAUGUACACUAGAUGAAUUAUCUCGGCGUGUAACAGAAAAUGCAAAUUCAUCAUCGGUACUUUCUCAAUCAACAAAUCAAACUACACAAAAAUAUCGUCGCUGUUCAUCAAGUAACCUGGUGUAUAAACGCAGUACAACUCAACAACGUGCAGCAACUCAAGCUACGACCUAUGUGUCCGCUAGCUCAUCCAUUGGAUCUCUUAGUUCAUCAGCGUCUGCUUCAUCAUCUUGUGAAAAUAUGAUUUCAUCAGACAAUAGCAAGAGUAACAAAACUAAUAAUAAUAAUAAUAACCGACAAGCUUACAUAAAAGCGUCAUCAUCAUCUCGAUUAUUUUCUCAACAAACAUCUUCUUCAGGCUGUUCAUCUUCAUCAUUCUCUCAAAAAUCCAAUUAUAAGGCAUUUAUUGACCGUUGUAUUGAUGAAAUAAUGCGUGAAUCGUGUCAUACAAAAGUGAAAGGUUGGCAGUCAUUUGGAAAAAAUAACGAAAUAGAAUUAGCCUACAAAAAAUUAGAUGACGGUUGUCCAUUAAGUUUAUGGAAAUGCACGACGACUGUUGAAGCACCGCCUCUCGAUAUCCUAAAUCGUCUUUUAUAUGAACGAAACUUGUGGGAUGCAGAUUUUCAGAAUGGUACUAUUAUUGAAUUAUUAAAUAAACAAACACAUGUCUAUCAAUAUAUCGUUAAUGAAUUAGCACCUUUAGUAUCACGAUAUUUUGUCGAAAUCAGAUCAUGGAGAACAAAUAUUCAAAUGAAUAAUGGACAACAAUCAACAACUAUAUUAAAUCAAUCGUCGACACAAUCGUUAACUGUGGGCUCAUCGUCGUCAGCAUCCAGUAGUGCGAUUCAAUCAUUCACACAACAGCAACAACAACAAAAGCGUGAUAGUUGCGUACUUGUUUGUACAUCCAUUGAACAUUCAAAAGCUCAUUGUCCACCAACCUUAGUUCGUGCUGUUACAUUGGCAUCUCGUUAUUUAAUACAAUCUUAUGGAUGUGGAAAAUCGAAAAUAACCCAUUUAAGCCGUGUUGAUCUCAUGGGCCGUUCAACUGAAUGGUAUCAAAAAGCAUAUGGAUCUAUUUUAAUACGAUAUAUGAAUAAAAUAAAAGAAUCAUUUGCUCAUUCAUCCACAAAUUCUGAUGGUCCUGAAACAAAAGUUUAA